This is a messenger RNA of Peronospora matthiolae, 105 nucleotides long. The record is from the annotation of a GenBank genome assembly. NCBI's taxonomy places the organism in Eukaryota, Oomycota, Peronosporomycetes, Peronosporales, Peronosporaceae.
AUGCUCGCUCACGGCGACCGCGUGUCCAUCUUGGUCGCUCGCAAAACGUUCGAACUCAAUGGUGGCAUUGCUUGCUUGGCACUGAAGGUCGUCAUUGUGCUGUAA